GUAGCAAUCCAUAGCAAUCAACAAUUGCGCCCUGAUCUCGUACAGUCUCGUCGUCUCGUGCUGACCUUGGAACGUACAAUUCGGUCGCAGUUAGUGUCAUAGGAUCCUUUCGAUAAAAAGGGGGCGAGAAACCUGGAGUGCGAUGAAGAAGCUUGUGUUAUCUUUGCAAAUAUUAAUCCUCGUAUCAGUCGCGAGAGGAUUUACAAAUGUUUAUCCAAAACCUAAGAAUUUUCCCCUUAGCGAUGGGGAUGUUGGUUCGCCGCUUUUCUUGACACCCCUCAUCGAAAGCGGAAAAAUAGACGAGGCUCGUAUCAAAGCCGCCGUACAGCACAAAGAAAUGAACGAUGUCAACAGUUAUGCCGGUUAUUUAACUGUGAACAAAGCGUACAAUUCGAACAUGUUCUUUUGGUUUUUCCCAGCUGUGCAUAAUCCGAAGACUGACCCCGUAGUAUUAUGGCUACAAGGUGGUCCUGGAGCUUCAUCAAUGUAUGGUUUGUUCAUGGAGAAUGGCCCGUUCUACGUAACUGUGAAUAAAACACUGGCAAUGCGUACAUACUCAUGGACCAAGUCUCACAAUGUCUUGUAUAUUGAUAAUCCAGUUGGAACUGGAUUCAGUUUUACUGAAGAUGAAAAGGGCUAUGCGAUCAACGAGACAGACGUGGGAAGGGACGUUCAUACGGCAUUAGUUCAAUUCUUCCAAUUGUUCCCUGAACUUCAAUCAAACGAGUUUUUCGUCACUGGCGAAUCCUAUGCUGGAAAAUACGUGCCUGCCGUGUCUCACGCUAUCAAAGAUUAUAAUAUCAAAGCGAAGACGAAGAUCAAUUUAAAGGGUUUAGCAAUUGGAAAUGGACUCACUGACCCAGAGAAUCAAUUGCUGUAUGGUGAUUAUUUGUAUCAAUUAGGUAUACUCGAUUUGAACGGGAGAGACUUGUUUCAUCAAUACGAAGAGAAGGGCAGAAAUUUGAUCAAAGAGAAAAAGUAUAUCGAAGCCUUCAAUCUGUUCGAUGAUCUACUGGACGGUGAUCUGAACGGGUAUCCGUCGUUGUUCGCAAAUUUAACUGGGUUCAAGUAUUACUUCAACUAUUUGCAUACUCAAGAUACAAACGAAUCCGACUACAUGGUGGAGUGGCUUCAAAGAGCAGACGCUAGGAAAGCUAUACACGUCGGCAAUUGCACGUUCAACGUUGAAUCUACCAAAGUCGAAGAACAUCUGAAAGCUGACGUCAUGCAGUCUUUGGCAAUUCUUAUAUCAGAUCUGACGCAGCACUACAGAGUUCUCAUAUACAAUGGACAGCUGGACAUUAUUGUCGCAUACCCCUUGACGGAGAAUUAUUUGCAAAAGCUGAAAUGGUCUGGUGCUGAUAAAUAUAAAACAGCUAAGAGAAAGAAAUGGUACGUCGACAACGAAUUAGCUGGCUAUUCAAAGACCGUGGAUAACUUGACGGACGUGUUGGUGAGAAAUGCCGGACAUAUGGUUCCUGCCGAUCAGCCCAAAUGGGCUCUCGAUCUCAUCACUCGUUUUACAAGGAAUAAAAACUUUUAGAUAUGAUAUCUCAAACGUCUAUAACUUAUCUUACAAGAAAUGUGAUAAUUCCUAUCAUACUCAACAGAUACCUUUAUACUUAACAUAGAACUACGUGAAAUGUAUCUUCAAAGAAAUUGUGAAGAAUACUUAAUAGAAAUAAAAUAUUAAUGUUUAAUUUUGUAUUACAAGACGCAGUAAACUGUAAAUCUAA
This is a messenger RNA of Ceratina calcarata, 1736 nucleotides long. RefSeq names its product venom serine carboxypeptidase. The transcript is spliced from 2 exons. Gene Ontology annotation, biological process: proteolysis. NCBI's taxonomy places the organism in Eukaryota, Metazoa, Arthropoda, Insecta, Hymenoptera, Apidae. The coding region runs from base 143 to 1543 and encodes 466 amino acids. The record is from RefSeq and is a predicted model, not a curated record. Gene Ontology annotation, molecular function: serine-type carboxypeptidase activity.